ACUUCGUCUACUAUUUUCAUUGUUUUUUUUUUCUGAAACUACUAUUGUUAUUGUUUCCCAAUCACUUAAUUAAUUAAUAAAACUUGGAAAAAAAAGAAACAUGAUAACAGCUUUGGUUGGAUUUGGCAUGUGGUUCUGUUAGAUACCAAACCCAAUCACUCGCAUUUUCAUCUUAGCAUCUCUCUAAAUUCCUGCUUUUUAUACCAUCUUCUCUCCCCCCAUACCAAUCACUAACCUCAUUAUUAUUUGUUUAGAUUCAACCAGAUUAAUUAGCGGGUUUAAAGAUAAAAUUCUGUAGCAAGAGAAUGCCGUCAAACAGUGAUCGCCUCUUUUUCUUUUCAUCUUCUUCCCUUUCAUCUUCGUCAUCUUCUUCUCAGCUAAGCACUCCAAGUGAAUGUCAAAAUGGGUCUUCUCGAACCAUAACUAAAUCUCCUCUCUGGGAUGUGGAGAAGGCCAAGUGCAGCUUCGGUUUCUCAAAGCCUAAGUCUAGCGAAGUACUGAAGGAAGAGAUAGCCGAGCUUGAGACAGAGAUCUUACAGUUAGAGCGGUACCUUCUCUCGCUCUACAGAACAUCGUUUGGAGAUCAUUUGCAUGCAUUCACGUUACGAGAUGAUUCUUCGCUUCCUCCACCAAAGCCAAACACGACUAAAUUUCAAAAUGACAGAGUCACUUCUGUGUCUGAUACAUCUCUCUCGUCGAGCAUCAAACCGUUGUCUGAAUCGGACAAUAAACAAAGAUCAGAGUUCAGCAACCCGAGUUUGGCAGAUCUUCUUGGUCUUAACACUCUCAGUUCCAAUAAACUCUCUGAAGAGAUUGUGAGACUUAUCUGUGUAAUAAUCAUCAAACUCUCAGACAAGGGACAAAGUAGAUUUGUCAAGAAUGAAAAAUAUGGAGAAGAACUUGGAGUUGUUAUCAAUACACUUCGCCUAAAUGAGGUCAAUUUGAAGUCCGUAGAGAGUUUUCUUCAGAAAUUCAGAUCAUUGGUUCAAAAGCUUGAGAAAGUUGAUCCGACAAGUAUGACUCGGGAGGAGAAGCUUGCAUUCUGGAUCAAUAUUCAUAAUGCUCUGGUGAUGCACGCGUAUAUACUAUAUGGGACUGGUGAAGAUAUAACAGGCACAAAGGCAGCAUUUAACAUAGGUGGGGAGUGGGUAAACGUAUACGAUGUUCAGAGUUCUAUUUUAGGAAUUCGUGCAAGCCAUUCACCAACACGUGUAUGGACGUUGUUUUCACCGGCUAGGAGUUCAAAGACAAGUAGGAGUCACACAUAUGCGUUGGAGUAUGCGGAGCCACUUCUUCAUUUUGCCCUUUCAACUGGAACAUUAACUGAUCCAAUGGUUCGAGUUUAUACAGCGGAAGGAAUACUCCAAGAACUUAGGCAAGCAAGAGACAGUUUCAUACAAACAAGUGUUGGAUUUGAAAAGGAGACAUGGAUUCUAUUGUCAAAGAUCAUUUACAACUAUGCAAAUGACACUUCUCUGGACAUGGCUGAACUUUUCAAUACAAUAUCAGGGUGCCUAACAGAGACACAAAGAACACAAAUGAAAAGGGCUGUGAAAAAAAAGCAAGAUAGAUGCAUUCGCUGGAUGAAGCAUGAUUCCGACUUCCGUUAUAUUAUCCAUUGUCGGAAUACGUACGAGAUAGUCUAGGAAUCUGAACUCAUAUCUUUUGUAUCUAUAAUCGUUCCAUGUUCUUGUUUUAUUACAAAAAGUUGUCUGCAUCACUUA
Molecule: messenger RNA, 1724 nt
Organism: Brassica napus (rape)
Lineage: Eukaryota; Viridiplantae; Streptophyta; Magnoliopsida; Brassicales; Brassicaceae
Exons: 10
Coding region: 306-1646 (446 amino acids)
Source: RefSeq, a predicted model, not a curated record